AUGUCUCACUCCUAUGACAACAUGGCCGUCUCAAAACUGAUGUUUAUUCUGGUGAUUGUAUUUGGAUCAAGCUCAUGGAUGGGUACAAAUUCAAUCUGGAUGCAGCUCCCACUCCUAACUGCGAAUCUACCAGAAGGAUGGGGACUCCCAAGUUUUCUUGCCGCUGUAGUGCAGGUGGCAUGUAUUGGUCCUCUUGUCUACACUAUACUGCACAAAGGUUGUGAAUCUAUAACCAUUCCCACGGUGCCGCUAAUAACAGCAUUUCUUGCACUUGCUUCUUUUUGUGAACUCGGUCUUGUGUUUGCUUGGUGGUGGACGGUACCAAUUGCCGGUCGGGAGUACUCUGUUGCACUUUAUUUGUUGCUAUUCGGGUUGGCUCUCGUUAAUGCUACCUCAAAUGUGCUCUUCAUGCCAUUUAUGGCACAGUUUCACCACGCGUACCUCAACGCCUACUUUGUGGGCAUGGGGUUCAGUUCACUUGUUCCAAGCCUUCUGACGCUUCUUCAAGGUGCUGGAAAUUACGAAUGCGAAGGCGCCGUGCCGCUUUACUUUCCACCACGAUAUAGCGCUUCUUCAUUCUUCUUUAUUAUAUUUUGUUGGACCCUAACAGCAACAGUUUCCUUCGAGGUCUUAUGUAGAAGAGGCGAGCACAAAAACAUAACUUCAAAAAGAACUGGCAGUAGCGCGCAUGAGGCCACUCCA
Messenger RNA from Ostertagia ostertagi, 702 nucleotides. NCBI's taxonomy places the organism in Eukaryota, Metazoa, Nematoda, Chromadorea, Rhabditida, Trichostrongylidae. The record is from the annotation of a GenBank genome assembly.